AUGAACGGUACAUUUACCAAAGUUUGGGAAUUAAAAAAAAAACAUGAAGUAAGAACAAAAAUAGAGUUGGGCGGCAAUAAUUGUGAUACCAUAAAUGAACCCCUAACUGUGGACCAGAACACACAAAAGAUAUUAAAGUACGUUAUAAGCAAACUUUCAAACAAUAAGAAAAUUAAUUACAAUGAAUUGAAUCAAUCAACCUUUCCGAAAAAUAGUUUUCUUCUUAACACAAUCCUUCAAGCAACAUCGAAGAACAAGGCAACCUACAAUAGAACAAUCGCGCUUUGGUGUCCAACCAUAAGCAGAUGUCAUCUUUCACCAGUCACUAUAGCUUCCAAAGAAAAAUUGGAGAUCAACAGAGAAUGUCAAGAUAUAUUAAAGGAAAUGCGUGCCAAAAGAAAUAUUUAUUUGUUAAGGCAUCGUUACUACCUCUCAAGAAAUUUUCAAAGAUAUAAUAUAGAGUAUUUGAGUAGAACGAAAACAAAAAAAUAUUUACUAAAUAAAACAACAUUAUUGGAACCGUGGAUCUCAAAACUUGAAGAAAAUUUCGGUUGCUUUACUACCGAAAAUCUCAAUAAUAUACCCGAUUGUCUUUUAUUUAUCCCAGAUGUCAUUACUUUUGACUAUAUCGGAAAUUAUAAUUUUAAGAAUUAUUUAAUACAGCAACCAAUUAAUUCAAUAAACGUUUACCAUAAAACAAAAAUCUCGAUAUUUCGAAGUUGGUCAUGUUCACAUGAUAUAUAUUUCCCUGAAGAUCAUUUUUAUAAUCUGGAAAGGUCGCUUCUUGAUGAUAAUUUCCAUGAAUUAGAGUUUUAUAUGAUUCGACUUAAAGCACAAAAAGGGAAAAAUAACAAAAGAGGCAAUUAUACCUGCUUUUCCAAAAGAACAAAAUUCAUUGUCUGGAAAUUGGAAAAAGUGUUACUGAAGAGCAUAGCUUGGGAUCCAUUCAAAAAAAUCAACCAAAAUCUUCGCCUUAUUAUCAAUGAAUUAGAAACUAUUACACCAACAACAUAUUCUAUUGAGACGGAUAAUGUUAGAUUUAAUUAUUUAAAGUCAAAUACUUUACAGUUAAUAGAUAUCCAAACUAAAAACUUCAAUAGUUACCAGUUUGGUCUGAAUGAUGUUCAAGAAAAUGAACCUACUAAAAGGAAAACAGAUAAAAAAAUCACAGACGUAACAUUGUCUAUAUUACAUGAGACUUCAUAUAAUUCAUCUUAUAAUGAACGGACAAUUAGCACAUCUCUGAUCCCUCAAAAAAGAUCAUUUCUAGAUCCUGAUCUUUUUAGUAUAAUCGAAAAGAAGAAAAAAAUGAAUAAGAAACGAAUUGGUGACAAUAAGUCAUCACAAUUUAUCACAAAAAAAAUUAAAGAGACAUUGAAUUUUGGGAUUAAUAAGGAAAGUUCCAUUAAUCACCCUAGUUCUCGCAAUUUUGAGAGUGGACACACCUUCAAACUUACAACGCCAAAUCCUCCAAUUCAAGUGCCAAAUAAAACUAUAAUUAUUAACACCGUUAAAUUACUAUCCAAUCAUACCAUUUUACAUGAACUUGUUGAAUACCGUAAGUUAAAUGUUAUCGAAAGAAAUAUUAACUUACCUUGCGAUUUCAUUUUAAGCACCAAUUGUUGCGUUGUGCGAAUUAAACUAGAGGUAUUUCAACAAUAUCACAAGGAUGGUACUUUAUUUUAUUCCUCUAUAUUUACAGAAUUGGUACGCUAUUUUCAGAAAAUUAUUGUAUUUAUUGAUUACAAUGAGCUCUCGGAACAGACUGAUCCUGACUUAUUUUGGAAAAUGGAAUCUUUUCUAAAUAUGAAACAAUUCAAACUUCAUAUAAUACCUGAAAGUGAAACGGAUACCAGCAAUAAGCUAAUAAUAUCAUACCUGUUGAAGUACAUAAAAUUGCUGUCUCAAUGUCUAAACAAAACUGUAUUCAAUAAUGCCAAAAAUAGUGAUGUAGAAUUUCUAACAGAGGUAACUCAUAAUCCACUUCUCUCAACUAAAAUUCUAGAAAAUUACACCUUAUUACAGUUUCUUAAGUUAGUUCAACGGUCUAAAACCUCAAAGGAUGAUGCUAUGCUUCAACAAUUAACUUAUUGUCAAUGGAAAUCAAUUAAGAAUUUAUUGUGUGUCACCUGGUGA
Molecule: messenger RNA, 2136 nt
Organism: Maudiozyma barnettii
Lineage: Eukaryota; Fungi; Ascomycota; Saccharomycetes; Saccharomycetales; Saccharomycetaceae
Gene: ZIP2
Product: Zip2p
Exons: 1
Coding region: 1-2136 (711 amino acids)
Source: RefSeq, a predicted model, not a curated record